AUGUCCAAACAAGUAUCUCCUUCAUCUAUUGCCACAAAACCAUCUUCUUCCAACCAUUCGGAAAAAAACAUGUACUGCCAAAAAUGUGCGAACGCCAUGCAACGUAUUCAAGAGGAAGGAUCCACUUUUUCACGAAUGAAAUGCAUGUCAAUAAGACUUGGCCCAGUCAUUGGUAUGGAUCCACUCGAUGCAGUGAAAAGAGAAGUGCAAGAGGAGUUAGGCUUGUCCAAAGUCGUGGUCACUUCACAAGAUUUAAUUGGAGUUUAUAAUUUUGCAGUUAAGAAUGAAAUUAUUAUUGUGUAUCAUGUUCAAGUGUGUGAAGAUUCCAAUGAAGAAAUUCGUAUUGACACGAACGAAUUGAGUGAUUUCCAAUUGGUGAGAAUUGAUAAGGUACGACCAUGGAAAGCUGGCACAGGCUAUGCAUUGCGUGAUUGGCUCUUGAAAAAAGGAUUUACCGAAAAUGCAAACAACUUUAUUGAUCCAUUUCAAAAGAAGGAAAGUGUAGUUGAUACAACAAGUAAACUUUAA
Messenger RNA from Naegleria lovaniensis, 528 nucleotides. RefSeq lists its product as uncharacterized. Bases 1 to 528 code for a protein of 175 amino acids. The transcript is spliced from 3 exons. The record is from RefSeq and is a predicted model, not a curated record. NCBI's taxonomy places the organism in Eukaryota, Heterolobosea, Eutetramitea, Acrasida, Naegleriidae.